CUCCUAAGCUUGUGUGAUGAUGCAGUUUUGUCAGGAUCUGGAGGCAUGGCUGUUCCUGGCAGGACUUACUGCUACAAGGUAGUGCUCCUGGGAGAAGGCUGUGUGGGUAAAACCUCCCUCCUGCUCAGGUACUGCGAGAAUAAAUAUAACGAGAAGCACAUCACUACUUUACAGGCGUCUUUCUUGACCAAAAGACUGAAUAUCAGUGGAAAGCGAGUCAAUCUUGCAAUAUGGGACACCGCUGGUCAGGAACGCUUCCACGCCUUGGGGCCCAUUUACUACAGGGACUCCAAUGGGGCCAUAUUAGUCUAUGACAUCACUGAUGAGGACUCCUUCCAGAAGGUGAAGAACUGGGUAAAGGAGUUAAGGAAGAUGUUGGGGAGUGAGAUCUGUCUAUGUAUUGUAGGAAACAAAACUGACCUGGAGAAGAACCGGACUGUGUCCGUUGAAGAAGCCGAAGUGUACGCUGAGUCUGUUGGAGCAAAGCACUUCCACACCUCAGCCAAGCUAAACCAAGGCAUUGAGGAACUAUUCCUUGACCUCUGUAAAAAGAUGCUGGCCGUUUCCCAGGCGGAGGAAGCAGCACGCGGGACUGAUCCCAGCCGGGUCGGGAAUGCCCGACGUGGGAUCCAGAUCAUUGAUGAUGAAGAGCCACAACCGCUGAGCAAUGCCGGGUGCUGUCCCCCCUCCUCUUAAGACUGAACUAUCACAAAGCCCAGUGUCAACGCGGCAAACGAGAGAUUGCAUCGACGGAGUAUAGACUCAACGAGACCGUUGACGCAAAUCCACAUAGUGGACAGACCAUCCGAAUACAAUCCCGAUGCUUGUGAUGAUUUGGGGUGAAACCGAGGAUCUUGUGCUAUUUGGAUUGAAAAUUCUUAUUUAUUUAAAUACAGAUAAAUGUUUAAAAAAAAAAGAAACUUCUGCAGACACCAAAGAACAACAGUGUUGGUUGCUCUUGUGGGGACUGGAUUAAACUGCAGACAAGUUUUUCGGAUGCUCAGGUAAAGUAGGAUUGGGUCUUGAAAAGGCUUGGGCAGCAUUGCUCAAAAAGGGUGAAGGCAUAAUCUUGUCUUCUCAAAUUACCGUUGCUGAAAGCCCGGGGUACAAAUGAUCUACACGGCCCAGAUGGAGGGCACAGUAUGCUGGCAAUUGUUCUUGAGAAAGAUUGAGGUGCCUGAAAUCAUCCUGCAUGCAUAGGAUGCUUCCGAUUGAAAGUAACCACGGAGGCACAUAUUGAUGUAUAAAUCCUACUUCUCUUUGUCCGGUCCCCCACCCCUCAAUUUGUUCCAGACCGAUUGAGGCAGGCCAUACUUGCGAUGUACAUUUUCCUCCUAUUUAAGAGUUUCCAUUCCUUGGUUGUUCCUCGACUGCUCAACUGGGUCUUGGAAUACGCACCGUUAAUGCACCAGUGUCACUUUAGUUUCCUGUGCACUUUUUCCUUGAUGCGCUUCUGGGAGUGAAGAUGGUUGGAAUGGUGACAACUCCAGGCACGGUGUAUUGAGUCCGUGCUGAGAGUGUCUUUGUAUUGUUGGAGGAGGCUACUUGCCAUUAAAUGGAUCGGCUGUUAGUUUAGCAUUACCAGUGGGUCAUGGUGGUAGUUUUAUUGAAGCUAUUCCUGUUGUUAAGUAUUGCCAGGUCCCUUGUAUUCUGGAUUGAGGACUAACUUCUCAUAGCUCUCUAAUAUUAGUCAGUUAUUGAAUCUCUUAAAACAUUGGCUUUUACAUACGUGGGGGGGGAAACUGUAUGAGUUCAUAUUGCAGUGAUUUCCUGCUAAUCUUAGGCUACAUCUGUGGGAUUAUAGCUUCCUUUUUUAAGAAAUGUUCCAACCACAUUUUUGAUGCAUUACAAAAGCCAAGGCUUGGCUUUAUUAGCAGUUGACGUUGUGUGCACUUUGCAUUCUUGCAGAAACCCAGCCGAAUAUGCCCGGUGGGUCAGUGAUUGAGAGAAACAGCUGGAUAUGUCAUCUGCUCAGAUAGUUAUGAGUGAGACCGCAGUGAGUGAGGUCCUGUUCCUAAAAAUAAAUAAUCAACUCAGCCAAGCCAGCCAGAGUAAGUGAAUUUAAUUUGAAACCAGAACCUCACCAGCGUGUGGGUCAAAAAUAGUUGGUAAAGCUUGGGAACUUUUGUCUAUUCAUCCAUUUAGUUUCCGUUUUGAAAUGAAAGUUUAGCUGGCACGUUCAAGGUGGUGCUCGAGUCUAAUAAGCAUUUCAGUUCCUGAUGGAGAGGACCUUACGGGAGGACAGAGUUGCUGUUCUGUACAUUUUUGGAUGUGGAUAGCUUUCUGUACUCUUGACAUAUUUUUGCUGCUUAACUGCAAGAUAAAGCCACCUGUUAUUUCCAGCCUAAAGGGGAACUUCAGUUGGCUACACUUUUGCUGCAUUGUGGUAGUGGGUUUAUAGUGUUAGCAAUAUUAUUUUUCAGUUCAAAGCUGUUUAUAGCCACACAAAGCAUAAGAUCUGAUUUCCCCCCCCC
Molecule: messenger RNA, 2474 nt
Organism: Callorhinchus milii (elephant shark)
Lineage: Eukaryota; Metazoa; Chordata; Chondrichthyes; Chimaeriformes; Callorhinchidae
Product: ras-related protein Rab-21
Exons: 8
Coding region: 46-696 (216 amino acids)
Biological process (GO): Rab protein signal transduction
Molecular function (GO): GTP binding; GTPase activity
Source: RefSeq, a predicted model, not a curated record